CAUAACUUUGAAAAUGAUGAACCUUCAUAUAAAUCAACCGACUAUAUCCUAAAUGAUAAAGGUGAAGUUUACAAAGAUGACCGAUCUGAAAAGCCUCUAUUACAAAAUGAUUCUGAUCCUUCUUUUGACUCUAUUCUCUGA
Molecule: messenger RNA, 141 nt
Organism: Racocetra persica
Lineage: Eukaryota; Fungi; Glomeromycota; Glomeromycetes; Diversisporales; Gigasporaceae
Source: the annotation of a GenBank genome assembly